AUGGUUCGGGUUAGAAGGAACCAUAAAGAUCACCCAGUUCCAAGCCCCCUGCAAUGGGCAGGGACACCUUCCACUGGAUCGGGUUGCUCAAAGCGUUAUCCAACCAACACCUCCAGGGAUGGGGAAGCCGCGACUUCCCUGGGCAACGUCUCCCAGUGCCUCACCACCCUCACAACGGUGCAGUCUGGCGGCGGUGCCCCUGUGCGCGCGCGGCCCGCACCCCCCCCGCGUUGCCCGGGGAGCGACGGCGCCGCGACCAUGAGCAAGAGGCGGCUGCAGCAGCUGGGGGACGCGCUGGGCCGAUCCGCCAGGCACUUUAACAGAAGUGAAGUGGAGUGCCUGAUCAAGCUCUUCGACUCGCUGGUGGCCAAAUCCAGGGUCUGCUCUGCUGCAGUUGGCUUUGACCGAAACAUGUUCCGGGAUGUCUUGCACUGCACCUUUGGCAUGACGGAUGACAUCCUCAUGGACAGAGUGUUCUGCAUUUUUGAUAGAGACAAUGAUAACUGCAUCAAUGUGAUGGAAUGGGUGGAAGGUUUGUCAAUAUUUCUUCGGGGGACACUGGAAGAAAAGAUUAAAUACUGUUUUGAGGUUUACGACCUGAAUCGGGAUGGAUACAUUUCAAGAGAGGAAAUGUUUCAAUUGCUGAAAAACAGCCUUCUCAAACAACCAUCAGAAGAAGAUCCUAAUGAAGGAGUGAAAGACUUGGUAGACAUAGUAAUGAAGAAAAUGGACUAUGAUCAUGAUGGCAGGCUUUCUUUUAUGGACUUUGAAAAAGCAGUCAGAGAUGAAAAUCUUCUCUUGGAAGCCUUUGGACCAUGUUUGCCAGACAUAAAGAGCAGUAUGGCAUUUGAAGAGAAAACAUUCCAGGAAACUCGUAAACUGUAACUCCAAGUGGAAUACUGUUGUAAGACGUUUCUUUCUUCACCAUUUGUUAUAGUAUAGUACAAAUAGGAGCAACUCAAAACUAUUAC
This is a messenger RNA of Cuculus canorus (common cuckoo), 971 nucleotides long. RefSeq names its product calaxin (gene CLXN). Gene Ontology annotation, molecular function: calcium ion binding. The record is from RefSeq and is a predicted model, not a curated record. Lineage: Eukaryota; Metazoa; Chordata; Aves; Cuculiformes; Cuculidae. The transcript has 7 exons. The coding region runs from base 1 to 885 and encodes 294 amino acids.